Trichoderma virens Gv29-8 is the source of this 11970-nucleotide messenger RNA. RefSeq names its product putative PKS-NRPS protein. The record is from RefSeq and is a predicted model, not a curated record. Gene Ontology annotation, biological process: secondary metabolite biosynthetic process; fatty acid biosynthetic process. The transcript has 2 exons. Gene Ontology annotation, molecular function: phosphopantetheine binding; 3-oxoacyl-[acyl-carrier-protein] synthase activity; fatty acid synthase activity. The coding region runs from base 1 to 11970 and encodes 3989 amino acids. NCBI's taxonomy places the organism in Eukaryota, Fungi, Ascomycota, Sordariomycetes, Hypocreales, Hypocreaceae.
AUGGAUCAGCGACAGCAACAAGAUACACGGUUCCGUGAACCAAUAGCCGUCAUUGGAUCGGCUUGUAGAUUUCCAGGAGGAGCUAGUUCUCCGUCGAAACUAUGGAAGCUUCUUCAACAACCUCGUGAUGUUGUGAAGGAAUUCGACCCAAGUCGACUUAAUUUAUCACGCUUCUAUCACAAGAGUGGUGAUACUCACGGAGCCACAGAUGUUGGAAACAAAUCUUAUCUCCUUGAAGAAGACACUCGCCUUUUUGAUGCUGCAUUCUUUGGCAUCAGUCCUGUUGAGGCCGCAGGCAUGGAUCCGCAGCAGCGAAUAUUGCUGGAAGCUGUUUACGAGGCAUGCGAGUCUGCUGGAAUGACCCUUGAUGAAUUAAAAGGGUCAUUCACAUCCGUUCAUGUUGGCUGCAUGACAUCGGAUUACGCCAAUAUUCAAGCUCGCGAUACAGAGACGGUGCCAAAAUACAAUGCUACUGGCUCAGCUAACAGCAUCUUGUCUAACCGCAUCUCGUAUAUCUUUGACCUCAAGGGCCCAUCGGAGACAAUUGACACAGCCUGUUCCAGCUCUUUGGUAGCCUUACAUAAUGCUGCACGAGGCCUGCUAAACGGCGACUGCAAUACUGCCGUCGUCGCCGGAGUCAAUCUGAUCUUGGACCCCGCUCCAUACAUCAAUGAGUCAAAACUUCACAUGCUGUCCCCUGAUGCGAGGUCACGCAUGUGGGAUAAGUCUGCUAAUGGAUAUGCACGCGGUGAAGGUGCUGGUGCACUACUACUAAAGACACUGAGUCAGGCUUUGAAGGACGGAGACUAUAUCGAAGGUCUUGUCAGAGCAACAGGUGUCAACUCAGAUGGCCAAAGUCCAGGAAUUACAAUGCCAUUUGCUCCAACUCAAACUGCACUCAUUCAACAGACGUAUGCUCGUGCUGGUCUUGACCCCAUCAAAGACCGACCGCAGUAUAUUGAAUGCCACGGUACAGGUACCCCUGCGGGCGACCCUGUGGAAGCACGAGCACUUAGUGAUGCGUUUAUUGCUGAACAUGAAAAAUCUACAAACAACCCCAUCUUUGUAGGGUCAAUCAAGACAGUGAUUGGGCACUUGGAAGGUGGCGCUGGAAUAGCAGGUGUGAUCAAAGUCCUACUCAGCAUUAAGCAUAGAGUUAUUCCUCCAAAUCUGCUUUUCAAGGAGCUCAACCCAGACAUCGCUCCGUAUUACGGCCCUCUUCAAAUUCCUACAAAGGCUAUUCCAUGGCCUGAACUGCCGCCUGGUACUCCUGCCCGUGCCAGUGUCAAUAGCUUCGGGUUUGGAGGGACUAAUUCUCAUGCCAUCAUCGAGAGCUUCGACGAAGAUUCGGUGCCCCAGCACAACUCCACAGACGAAGAAGGCACAAUUGGGCCGUUUGUGUUCUCCGCAAAAUCCGGAGCCUCUUUAUUGCGAUCCAUCAAAGAUAAUCUUGAAUUUUUGGAGCAGGACUCCUCCAUUGAUCUCCGAGACUUAAGUGCGCUGCUGCAGUCAAGGCGAACCACCCACCGUGUUCGCGCUCACUUUUCAGGAUCAUCGAAAAGUGAUAUUCUCGAUAAAAUGGCUGAAUUUGUGAGAAUUCACGAGAAGUCAUCCAGUGAUCAGAUAGGGCACCAGCCUCAGCUUAUCAAUCCCAAAGAGGUUCCGGGAAUCCUUGGCGUAUUCACAGGACAAGGUGCGCAAUGGCCUGCUAUGGGCCGAGAGUUGAUAAAAAAGUCUUCACUAUUCCGCAAAUGCAUUCAAGAAUGCGAAGCUGUUUUGUCUGCGCUUCCGGAACAAGACAUUCCCAAAUGGUCACUCAUGGAAGAGCUCUUGAAAGAUGACACCUCUUCUCGCAUCUCCGAGGCGGCAAUCUCCCAACCUCUUUGCUCAGCUGUGCAACUUGCACUGGUAAGGCUGCUUGAAGUGGCUGGUGUUAAGUUUGACGCAGUUGUCGGACAUUCGUCUGGUGAGAUCGCUGCCACUUUCGCAGCCGGAAUCAUAAACCUUCAAGGCGCAAUGCAGAUUGCGUAUUAUCGUGGCUUGCAUGCCAAAUCUGCCCGUGGCAUCAACGGUGUGAAGGGCGCUAUGAUGGCUGCGGGCUUAUCGUUUAUGGACGCAAAAGCCUUUUGUUCUCGACCAGAAUUCAACGGCCAGAUUAAAGUCGCAGCUAGCAAUGCUCCGAAGUCUGUGACCCUUUCCGGUGAUGUUGACGCUAUCACCAAGGCCUAUGAGAUACUGCAGGCGGAGAACAUUUUUGCACGGCGCCUACAAGUAGAUACUGCCUAUCACUCGCAUCAUAUGGUACCCUGCUCACAGCCCUAUCUAGACUCGUUGCUAGCUUGCAAUAUUAAGGUUAUGCAGCCAGCAGCAGAUAAAUGCACUUGGAUCUCAAGUGUGCGUGGUGAUACACAGCUCUUGAGGGGCGACCUGAGUUCCCUGAAGGGCCAAUAUUGGGUUGACAACAUGGUUCGAACAGUCUUAUUUACGCAAGCUGUUGAGUCAUCUAUUUGGCAUGGUGGCCCAUUUGAUCUGGUUAUCGAAGUUGGUCCUCAUCCUGCCCUAAAGGGGCCUACUGAGCAGACGCUUAAGGCCUCGUAUGGUGCCAUCCCUGUGUACACUGGAGUCCUUAAACGGGGUGGCAAUGAUGUGGAAGCUUUCUCUUCGGCCAUAGCCACUACCUGGGCUCAGCUUGGGCCUGGAUUUAUUAGAUUCGCUGGUUAUCGCAGCCUGUUCUACGAGACUGAUGCACCCUUGCUGAAGAUACCCAAGGGAUUGCCCUCAUAUUCUUGGGACCAUGAUAAGGUUUAUUGGCGCGAAGGUAGAUUGUCUCGCCGGUUCAGACUUGGCAAAGAUAAGAGCCAUGAGCUUUUGGGACGUCGUACGCUCGACGAUAAUGAUACCGAACUACGUUGGCGUAAUGUUCUCAAACUUACCGAAAUGUCCUGGCUUCGUGGACAUGAGGUUUUGGGAGAAGUGCUACUUCCAGGAGCAUCUUACAUAUCGAUCGCUGUGGAGGCUGCCAAAAGCUUGGCCAUGACGGUGGAUAAGGGGAUUCGGCUUAUUGAAGUCGAGAAUGUGAAUAUCCUGCGUCCCGUUGUUGUUCCAGAAGGCGCUGAUGGUGUCGAGACCCUUUUUACAACGCAUGUUGUUAAAGCCACCAAAGACUAUAUCCAGGCAAAGUUUAUAUACUAUGUUUGCCCAGAUGAAACUCUAGGAUCGAUGCUGCAGACCUGCAAUGGCGAUAUUUCAGUGUAUUUCGAGACGCAUCCGGGUUCAUUGUCGGAAGAAGUAUUGCCUCCAAGGGAUGCUACGCCUACAAAUUUAACUAGUAUCGACACGGAAAGAGUUUAUUCACUAUUCAAAGACAUUGGUCUCAAUUACUCCGGUCUUUUCCGUGGCAUAUCCACUAUCGACAGACAGCUUGACUAUGCCAGCACUACAAGCACCUGGGCUGAGGGUCUGGAUACAUCUUAUGUUGUUCAUCCCGCUAUGCUUGAUGUGGCAUUUCAGACCAUGUUCAUUGCAAAGGCUCACCCAGCGAGUCGUCAAAUCUCUUCUGCUCUAUUACCGUCACAUAUUGAUCGGGUUCGUAUCAAUCCGGCAGUGCACUUUACACAAUCAAAUGGCGGUGCUGAGACUACUGCUGAAUUUGAGACCUGGGCCGUUAAGCAAACCGCUAAUUCACUGAUCGGCGAUCUCAAUAUCUACGAUGCUGCAACAGGCAAGACCUUCCUACAAGUGGAAGGACUCUCUGUAAAUUCUGUUGGAGAGCAAGAUGCCUCAUCUGAUCGAUCUAUGUUUUCCAGAACUAUAUGGGGACAAGAUGUCUCUCUUGGCCUUCCUGAUCCUGUUAGAGAUCCGGUCAAAGAUGCAGAAGGUCUGCAAAUGGCUCACGCUGUCGAGAGAGUAGCACUUUUUUACGUUAAGAGCAUCUUAAAUGAAGUUAAAGAAGAGGAAAGAAAAGGCCUCCAGUGGUACCACCAGCGCAUGUUUGAAGCUUUCGAAGAGCACAUCAGGGUUGUGAAAGUUGGAGAGCAUCCAAUCAUUUUGGCUGAAUGGCUGGAUGAUGAGGCAUCGAUACUCGAUGAACUCGAUGCUAGCCAUGGGGACACGAUUGACUUCAAACUCCUCCAUGCUGUGGGCAAGGACUUGGCUGAUGUCGUGCGUGGCAACAAGCAGAUGCUUGAGGUCAUGACCAAGGAUGAUAUGCUCAACCGCUUCUACAUGGAAGGCUAUGCCUCUGUUCCUACUAAUAAAGCAGUAGGUGAUGCACUACGACAGCUCUCAUUUAAGUAUCCACGCGCCAAGAUCUUGGAAAUUGGAGCUGGCACUGGCGGAACGUCGUGGAGUGUCCUGAAUUCCAUUGGUGAUGCCUAUGAUUCGUAUACUUACACCGAUGUCUCAUCUGGUUUUUUUCAUCUGGCCGAGGAAAAAUUCUCCAAAUUUGCGCACAAGAUGAUAUUCAAAGUGUUGGACAUUGAACAAGAGCCAAAGGACCAAGGAUUUGCAGAGCACUCGUACGACAUUAUUGUUGCCGCUCUGGUCCUCCAUGCGACCCACGACUUGGAAAAGACGAUGCGUCACGCUCGGUCAUUGCUAAAACCCGGUGGUUUCCUUGUCAUGGUUGAGCUGACAGGUACCAUGAGUGUUCGCGCCACUCUGGUCAUGGGAGGCCUUCCAGGAUGGUGGCUUGGAGAGGGUGACGGCCGGCGACUCAGCCCACUUGUCACCGCCAUAGAAUGGGAUAGGUUAUUACAAGAUACCGGCUUUUCUGGGGCUGACGCCGUCAUCCACGACUUGGCAAAUGAGGACAAGCAUUGUACUGCCCUCAUCAUGGGCCAAGCCAUUGACGACGAUUUCCAACGCCUGCGCUCUCCGUUAAGCACCGCUGUUGAGCUGCCGAUUCCGACUGAGCCCAUUGUCGUUAUUGGUGGCAAACGACUUUCGACAUCAAAGAUUGUGAGAGAAAUCCAGAAGUUACUUCCAAAGAAAUGGGAUCGCCAAAUGCGACUCUUUAAGAGCAUUGAUGAGAUUGAUAUGGCUAAAUUAACUCCUGGCAUGGAUGUUCUUUGCUUGCAGGAUGUUGAUGAACCACCGUUUGCUCAAACCAUGACAGAUAAGCGCAUGACCAUCAUCCAAUCUCUUUUGAUGAAUGCCAAAAACUUGCUCUGGGUUACUUGUGCCGGUGAAUCUCAGACUCCAAGGGCAAAUCUCAUCCAUGGAAUUAUGCGCGUGGUUCCCUCAGAGCUUCCUCAGUUAAACGUUCAGGUUUUAGGACUUGAGACGGGAGAAAUUCCAGCCAAUGUUGCAAAAAAAGCUGUUGAAAUGUUCCUACGGUUACGAGAAACUGGUACUGACGGAGGGAAUAGUCACCGUGACAUGCUCUGGUCUAUGGAACCCGAGCUUGACAUUAUUGGUGACCAAAUUAUGAUCCCCCGUGUCAUCCCGGAUAUUGAGCUCAAUGAGCUAUAUAAUGCCUCUAAGCGAGUCAUCACCAAGACUGUUGAUGCAAAGAAAAUUCCUGUCAAUGUGGUACAGAGAGAUGGCAAAUUGUCUUUACAAAUUGCCACUGUUCACAAUACCCAAUACACCACCGGCUCUGUUCCAAUCCAAGUUCAUUAUUCCGUGCGUAUUCCUGGUACGAGCGGAGAUGAACUAUUCAUAAUCAGCGGACAAUCUGCGGAUUCAUCUUGGGUAGCUGGAAUGACUAGUGUGAAUGCUUCCAUCGUUUAUGUUGAUGGCAGGCAUCUCAUACCCAUUGAUGAACAGGAUUGUACACCUGAGAAGCUUGUUGCCAUGUCCAACUUUAUUUUGGCUUGGGCAAUUAUGACGCUGGCUGCUCCUAAUGCCUCGGUACUGCUAUUUGAGGCUGAUGAUUCCUUAGCUGUAUCAGUCAAGGCCAAGAUCGCCGCAGCUGGCGGCAAGGUCAUCCUUGCUGCGGCUCAGACAAAAAACAGCUCUACUGACUUCAUCAAGGUACAUACUUUAGCUUCUAGGCGUGCAACUCAGAGACUCGUGCCUCGUGAUGUUAAGCUCUAUAUCGACUGCUCUUCGGAAAAACUUGCUGGUAGUCGCACCACGUCUCUCAACACGACAACAUACGUCACAGAUUGGAAGCAAAAAUCCCUGCCAACAACAAUUCAGCCCCUCAACGUUGAAGGCAUUUUCAGAGCUGAUAAAACAUAUUUUAUGGCUGGCAUGGCAGGAGGAUUGGGUCUCUCUAUAUGCCAGUGGAUGAUCCGCAAUGGAGCUAAGCAUAUGGUGAUUACCAGUCGUCGCCCUGAGGUUGACAGAGCUACGCUAGAGGAAGCUGAACGAGUUGGCGCUUCCGUGAAAGUUCUCGCUAUGGAUCUAACCAAGAGGGAGUCUGUUGAAAAGGUGGUUCAAGAAGUUCGCGACACGAUGCCUCCCAUUGCUGGUGUCUGCAAUGCUGCCAUGGUUUUGAAGGAUGGCUUUUUUGUGGAUAUGGAUGUCGAUCAAUUUAACAAUACACUCGCCGCCAAAGUCAUUGGAUCCGAGAAUCUUGAUUCCAUUUUCGGCAGUGAUCCUCUCGAUUUCUUCAUUCUUCUUGGCUCGGUGGCCUCAGUCAUAGGAAAUGUUGGUCAAUCUAAUUACCAUGCAGCUAAUCUGUUUAUGACAAGUCUUGUUCAUCAACGGCGUGCACGUGGCCUUGCCGCAUCUAUUAUACAUAUCGCCUAUGUGACAGAUGUUGGCUAUGUGACUCGGGAAGAACGUGAUCGACAACUUGAUUCUCACUUCCGCAAAGUAAGGCUUAUGCCUACAUCAGAGACUGAUGUUCACCACGCCUUUGCUGAAGCUGUCAAAGGAGGGAAGCCCGGGAGUACUUCGGGAUACUAUGAUAUAAUCAUGGGCAUUGAGCCGCUUACCGAAGCAAUUCCGUCCGACCAGCAACCAUUGUGGAUGAAGAACCCACGAUUUGCGCAUUUUGACCAACACGCUAUCCAUGCCCAGCACGAGCGUGGUUCAGGAGCAACUACGGAAAAUGUGAGAGCAUUGGUCGACAAAGCUGAGAAGGAAGAAGACGCCAUUGACGCCGUUAUGGCAGCAUUUUGUGGCAAACUUGAAUCCAUACUGCAGCUCACGGUUGGAAGCAUUAACGUACAGCGACCAAUCACUGAUCUUGGCAUCGAUUCACUAGUUGCUGUGGAAAUUCGCACAUGGUUCCUCAAAGAACUCGGUGCAGAUGUUCCUGUUGUUAAAAUUCUUGGAGGUGAUACUGUCCAGCAGUUGUCUACAAUUGCGACGAAAAAAUUGCUAGCCAAGAAUAUGGAAGCCGGGGCUGAAAAGAAGUCUACAACUGAGAUGCCUACCGACACGCCAGCCCCGGUUAGUGCUCCCGCCCCAGCAUCUAUUCCUUCGCCUCGGAUUGCCGUCGAGUCAUCUAACAUAGUUUCUGGUGAUAGAAUUCAAACUGAUCAAACCGGUCCCACCUUAACGCCUGAGAGCGGCCGAUCUCCCUUUCUCACGGCUCAAAAUGUACUCGAUUUUGACAGUGUGAGUGUGUUAACAGCCGCAAGCAAGCAAGAAGAUUCUAUUUCAAGCAGCAGCUCAUAUACGAAGGGCGAGGCACCCGAAGUUGAUAACAAAUCAGAGCGAUCGAACAGUAUUGGGGAAGGGAAGCUAGAGGACAUGAGAGUUCGGCCAGAAAUCCUUCGCGAGGAGAGAAUGUCACCCGCCCAGGCACGGCUUUGGUUCUUAUCUCAGCACUUGGAGAAUGCUUCAGCUUAUAACAUGGCAUUCCGGUACAGAGUUCAAGGUCCAAUUGGUAUUGCCAGGUUAAAACACGCAUUAUCAGUCACGACGUACAACCACGAAUGUUUAAGAAUGUGCUUCUAUUCACGUCUUGAAGACGGCCAUCCUAUGCAAGGUGUAAUGGCUUCGUCAUUGCACAGCUUCAAACACUUUGUGGAUGCAUCUGACGCUGAUGUUGAUAAAGAAAUGUCGAGGCUCUCUACGCGUAAAUGGGACUUGGAACACGGGCACACAAUGGAAGUGUCAUUGCUCAGUCGCAGCCCUGAAGACCAUGUCAUAAUUAUAGCAUACCAUCACAUCAUCAUGGAUGUCAUGGGAUUAGGCAUUGUACUAAACGAUUUGAACAACGCAUACAAUAUGAAGCCCUUGGAUAAGAGUGCGGGAUCAUAUGUCGACUUUUCCACGCAGCAAUUAGAGCGACAAACCCGAGGCGAAUUUGAUCAGCAACUUGCUUUCUGGGAGGCCGAAUUUAAGACAAUCCCUGAUACAAUGCCACCUAUACCAUUUGCGAACAUCAGCAACCAUGGAAUUGAGUUAGGUACGGACGCACAUCAUCAAUACCGAGAACUCAGCGACGCACAAUUCCUAUCUCUGAAAGCUGCCUGUCAACAUCUCCGCAUUAGCCUCUUCCAUUUCCAUCUUUCCCUUCUUCAGAUAUUGCUUUCCCGAUAUACCAAUUCUGAGGAUAUGUGUAUUGGAAUAGUUGACGCCAACCGUAACGACCACAGAUUCGCCAGUACAGUUGGUUGCUUUGUUAAUAUGGUCCCGGUUCGUCUGCAUGUCCCCGGCCGUCAGACUGGGUUCGCUGCCAUUGCCCAAAAAACUCGCAAGAGUGCUCUUCAAGCUCUCGAAAACUCGGCAGUACCUUUUGACAUGAUACUUGACAAGAUCAAAAUACCAAGAUCAUCUGGCAGUACACCUCUAUUCCAAGUUGCGCUCAAUUAUCGCACCGGUUCCAUCUGGGAAAUGCCGCUCGGAAAAGCAAAGUUAAAUAUGGAGGCUGUGAAAGACGCCAAUAAUCCGUAUGAUCUGAGCUUGGGCGUUGCAGAGACACGUACAGGCUGUAUGGUUGAGGUCUAUGCUUCAUCUUCUCUCUAUAGCGCCGAAGCUUGCUGUACCAUCAUGGACGCUUACAUGCGUCUUCUGGAUGACUUUUCCGGCACUCCGGACCUUGAGAUUGGAAAAUGCAAGGUUUAUGGCGAGACGGAUAUCGAAAGAUCUCUGGAAAUUGGAACAGGCCCAAUUAUGAACUUUGGCUGGCCUGCAACUCUUUCAGAGCGCUUUCUGGACAUGGUUCGCCUUUAUUCCACCAACCAGGCCGUAACCGAUAAGACGUGCACGCUGUCAUAUGCCCAGCUCUUGGAGAGAGUGAAUGCUGUAUCCGAUGCACUUAAUAGGCAUGGGUGCAAGUCCGACUCUCGUAUCGCCGUUCUUUGUGAACCAUCUGCCGAUACCAUUGUGUCUAUGCUAGCCAUUCUGCAUAUUGGCGCUGUCUACGUCCCCUUGGACGUCAGCUUACCAACAUCACGCCAUGCCGCUAUGGUUCAAUCCUGCAAGCCACCGGUUAUCCUGAGUCACUCUGCUACGGGUGGCAUAGCUAAAGAUUUGAUGGACAAAGUUGAAUUCCCCAUUCAACAAAUAAUCAUUGAUGACAUUGUGGUAGAAGAAGUCAGGAUAACAGUGCCGUGCGCCGCGAAGCCAGACACUUGCAGUGUCAUUUUAUUUACUAGUGGUUCUACAGGCACACCCAAGGGUAUUAUGCUUUCACAGGCCAAUUUUGUAAACCAUCUGGCUCUCAAGACGCGACUGCUUGGCUUAGGCAAGGAAACAGUACUCCAGCAAAGCUCAACAGGGUUCGAUAUGUCCAUGAUUCAGAUGUUUUGCGCUCUCGCCAAUGGUGGUCGAUUAGUCAUUGCUCCAUUUGAGAUCAGGCGCGAUCCGAUUGAGAUGGUGUCCCUCGUGCGAAGCGAGCAAAUAUCAUUAUCAAUUGCAACGCCGUCCGAAUAUCUUGCCUGGGCAAAUUAUGGAGCCGCGAAUUUGAAAGAGAAUGUAGCGUGGCGGCACAUUUGUAUGGGCGGCGAGCCGGUUACUCGACAACUGGUCGCGGAACUGAAUCGCCUUGGACUUCCAAAUCUGACAGUGACAAAUUGUUAUGGGCCAACAGAAAUAACAGCGGCAGCUUCUUUCCAAACCAUCGAUUUAGAAGGACAAGAAAAUGCCAAUCCCGAUAUGAUUAAGUAUACCGUCGGUAAGGUGCUCCCUAAUUAUACGGUAUCCAUUUUGGAUGCAUCAGGCAGUCCGCAACCUGUGAAUUAUACAGGGGAAAUCUGCAUUGGUGGUGCGGGAGUGGCUCUCGGAUACGUCAAUCCCUCCGAAGAGGCAGGCAGUAAAUUUAUUGUCACAGAAGGAGGACAAAAAAUGUACCGCACUGGAGAUCGUGGUCGCCUUCUGCCUAAUGGAACUUUGCUCUUAUUUGGUCGUAUUGAUGGCGACAGCCAAAUCAAACUCCGAGGUCUCCGUAUCGAUCUGCAAGAGAUUGAAUUAGCUGUUGUUGAAGCGGCAGACGGACUUUUAUCCACAGUGGUUGUCUCUCAGCGAGGCGAUGUGCUAAUAGCCCAUGCCACAAUUUCCGCGGAAAAGAAUACAAUCACUUCUGUCACAGAUGAUGACUUGACGGCCGUUUUGAGAAAAUUGACAUUACCUCAAUACUUCAUUCCAGCCCGCAUCGUCAUCUUGCCGACGCUUCCCACCAACGCCAAUGGAAAACUGGAUCGUAAAGCAAUCGGCGCUCUUCCACUUCUACAAAGCCAAUUUAUAGCCAAUCCAGCUUUAGAAGAGGAAAAGAUGACAGUUGGCGAGGGAGAACUGCGACUCCUAUGGGAGCGCGUUCUCCCACAAGCAACGUCCUCAAAGCGGAUUUCGCCAUCUUCGGAUUUCUUCCUCUUAGGAGGUAAUUCACUUCUGCUCAUGAAGCUUCAAGCAGCGUUAAAGGAUUCUAUGAACGUAAUCAUGUCAACUAGAAAGCUUUAUCAGGCAAGCACACUGCGCGACAUGGCUCGAUCCAUUGGUGAGCAGCGACAGUCCCAGAUCGCAAACGAUGCCGAGUUGGAGAUAGACUGGGUUGCAGAGACCGCUAUUCCCAAAUGGCUCCUGAACCAGAUACACGAACGCUCUCAAACAAAAAUUUCUUCGAGCCCAAAGCCAUCUGACGAAGAGAUUGCUGUCUUAAUGACUGGCGCAACAACCUUCCUGGGUGGCCAUUUGUUGAAGUCGCUUCUUCAAUCAGACAAAGUAAGCAAGGUUUAUUGCAUCGCCAUUCCUGCUGAUGACCAGCAUCUACUCCCUGAAGAUAGUAAAAUUGAAUGCUUCACAGGAAGUCUACUGUCGCCUACCUUGGGACUUAGUACAGUCGAACGACAGCGACUAGAACUUACUGCUGACAUUAUUGUUCACGCGGGAGGCAGUGGGCAUUGUCUCAAUACAUACGCCACGCUGCGCACUCCCAAUGUUCUUUCUACCCAAUUUCUUUCUUCAAUGGCCCUGCCACGCUCUAUUCCCUUGCUCUUCUUAUCAUCUAAUCGGGUCGUUCUCCUGACUGGAAACACUGCACCCCCGGCUGCCUCGGUCAGCGCAUUUCUUCCGGCAACAGAUGGUCGUGAAGGUCAUAUGAUGAGUAAAUGGGCGAGCGAGGUCUUUUUGGAAAAUCUCGUUGGCCAAUUGCAUGCCUCUUCACCAGAGCAUCAGCAAAACCCCUGGACUGUUUCAGUACAUCGUCCGUCUGUCAUUGUCAGCGAAAACGCCCCCAACUCUGAUGCUCUCAACGCAAUUUUGAGAUAUUCCAUUCUAAUGAGAACUGUACCUCGAAUGGAUAAUGUUGAGGGCUAUCUUGACUUGGCGCAGCUGGAAACUGUUGUUGCCGAGUUAUUAGAGUCAGUGAUACAUCUUGGAUCAGGCCAGAACACUAAUGACUCAACGGAGAUUGUUUACAAGCAUCAUUCCGGCGGUGUCAAAGUUCCCACCGGUGAGCUUUGGUCGCAUCUAGAACAGGUGCACGGUGUUACUUUUGAAGAGGUUGACAUGAAAGAAUGGCUGCGUCGAGCGGCACGGGCGGGCAUUGAUCCUUUAAUUACGGCAUAUUUGGAAGCCAUUCAGAGCAAUGGGGCCACCAUGAUAUUCCCCUACAUGGGAAGUGAUUGA